GCCAUAUGUAUAGAGUCGCCAAGGCUAACUGCAUGAUUUUCGCACCUCGUCGACUGAUCUAUAUACAGGUUAGCGGCUGAUCUUCACAUCUCGGCAACUAAUAUUCACAUCUCGGCAGCUGAUCUUCCCGAGGUCAAUGCCCUGGACAACACAUUCCACCAGAAGGUCGGUCUGCCUCUAGACCCGUCAUCGCGAGGCGCUCAGGUUCACUUCUAGAAGCAGGCAGAGAUGACAAGGGAGAGCUCACUCAGAAAGCGGGCGGAUGCCGAACGUAUGUUGCCGACUGCACCACCAGAGGUCGCUCACAGACUAGAUGCGUCGGACGACACUACGACCGCGUCUGCGGGAGAUUGCGUCAAUCCAAGCGACGAAUCGACGAAACUGAUAGGCAUCGAAGGCCGCUGGUAUGACGUCACCAAUUUCACGGCCUUCCAUCCCGGCGGUGAGAUCAUAGAGCAGUUCGUCGGCUGCGACGCGACGGCCGCGUUCCACGCCUUCCACCAGGGUCGUAACGUGUUGAAGCACCGGAGACCGGUCGGCUCCUACACGCCCGACGACAGCGACCCUGCGCGGCGGGCGUUCGAGAAUCUCCGACAGUACUUCGACAGGGAGGGCUACUUCCGCGCCAGCUGGCGGUGGUACCCGGCAAAGUUCGCCGUCAUCGCCGCGCUGCUGGCCGCGGCGGUGUACGCGAUCGCGUGCCGCCAGGAGGCGCUGGCGCACGCCUGCGGCGGGCUGCUGCUGGCAUCAUUCUGGCAGCAGUGCGGGUUCCUCAUGCACGACGCCAUGCACACGCAUCUGACCAACGUCCGGCGCAUCGACCACGCCGUCGGCGUCGUCGUCGGCACCUGCUGCAUCGGCAUCAGCGCCACCUGGUGGCGUGACGAGCACUUCGUGCAUCACGCGCUGACCAACGUCGUCGACUACGCGCGUCGCUUCGCCGACCCGCAGAUGUGGGAGGCGACGUGGGCGCAGGACGCCAAGCUGUUUCCGUACUUCGCCACCAGGUGGCAUCGCGCGGCCGUGCGCGUGCAGCAUCUCACCUUCGUGCCGCUGUGCGUGCUCGCCGGCCGCGUCGCCAUCGUCGUCGACAGCUUCUCUGGUCGGCGGCCCUGGUACGAGUGGCUCGCCGCUGCAGUGCACUGGGUGUGCGUCAGCUGGCUGCUAUCGACGUUACCUUCGUGGCGGGAGGCAUGCGUCGUGUACGGGAUCGCCUGCAUGGGGGAGGGCGUGCUGCACAUACAACUUCUCAUCAGCCACUACGCGAAGCCGUUUCGCGAGCAGCGGGUCAUGCAGCGCACCGACUUCUACCGCUUUCAGGUGGAAGCCAACAUAAACAUCGCCAACCCACCGUGGCUAGACUGGUUCCACGGCGGACUGAAUCUCCACAUCGAGCAUCACCUCUUCCCGAGAAUGCCCCGCUGUCACUUUCGUCGCGCCAGUCUACACGUGCGGAGGGUGUGCAAAGAACUGGGUAUCGUCUACGACGAGUGCUCGUGGACGGAUGCAGUGCGAAGAACUCUCACCAAACUGAAGACGAUGUCUGAACACUUCUCCCUGGAUCCUCGGUAGCCUGGAUCAUCUAUCCUUGAUAGCCUGCAUGCUUUAUCCUUGAUAGCCUGCAUACUCUAUCCUUGAUAGCCUGAAUCAUCUAUCCUUGAUAGCCUGCAUACUCUAUCCUUGAUAGCCUGCAUGCUCUAUCCUUGAUAGCCUGGAUCAUCUAUCCUUGUAGCCUGAAUGCUAUAUUCUUGAUAGCCUGCAUGCUUUAUCCUUGAUAGCCUGCAUGAUCUAUCCUUGAUAGCUCCAAGAAACGGUAUUGCUAUGGUUAAUAAAAUACCGUAUAGACAAUCCGUCGCACAGCCUGGUCGGGCUAUAUCUUUGAUAGCCUGCAUGCUCUAUCCUUGAUAGUCUGGAUCAUUUAUCCUUGAUAGCCUAUCUAUAUAGAUAAUGAGUCUAUCAGAAAAAAGUCAAAUCAACCAACCAAUCGGCAUUGCGAGGUUGUUGCCAAUCAUAGUUGUGAUAGAGCGUUCUAAAACUAUGUUUGGCAGCGAAGUGCCACAAAGUCGCGUGCAUGCGUGAGUAACGCGUAUAAUGCGACUGACCUAGAAAGUUCAAACGCAGCAUGCAUGGCUAUCUCGCUCAUACAGAUGGGUACAUCGUUGGGCAGCCGUCGACAGGGCGGUAUUAUUAUACUGGUAUUCUUUGCUUGUGCAGAGAACAUACCGAAUAAACCUCAAUCGGAAAGUACGUUCACUUCGCGUUCUUUCUUAUUGAGAUUAAAGACUUUGAAAAAAUCAACGCGGAGAAUAAUUGGAUUGGUGCGAUCGGCGGGCAAAAAGAAAUAUAUUUCUUACAACUGCUGGCGCUGAAGUUUUCAUGCUACCUAUUUAAUAUAGAAACAUGCACAAAUUUAUAAUUGUUGUCUGUUUUUAU
Molecule: messenger RNA, 2433 nt
Organism: Priapulus caudatus
Lineage: Eukaryota; Metazoa; Priapulida; Priapulimorpha; Priapulimorphida; Priapulidae
Product: sphingolipid 10-desaturase-like
Exons: 2
Coding region: 229-1572 (447 amino acids)
Biological process (GO): lipid metabolic process
Cellular component (GO): membrane
Molecular function (GO): oxidoreductase activity, acting on paired donors, with oxidation of a pair of donors resulting in the reduction of molecular oxygen to two molecules of water
Source: RefSeq, a predicted model, not a curated record